Ipomoea nil (Japanese morning glory) is the source of this 624-nucleotide messenger RNA. Its product is annotated as (+)-epi-alpha-bisabolol synthase-like. Gene Ontology annotation, molecular function: terpene synthase activity. NCBI's taxonomy places the organism in Eukaryota, Viridiplantae, Streptophyta, Magnoliopsida, Solanales, Convolvulaceae. Bases 61 to 624 code for a protein of 187 amino acids. The record is from RefSeq and is a predicted model, not a curated record. The transcript has 5 exons.
AUAAAGAGAACCGCCUCAGUUUCUUUUCACACAAAUUGACAAACUUUCCCGGCCUUCCACAUGUCUCCACAAAUAGUCGAAAGUGAAAGUGAAAGGAGGUCUGGGAAUUAUGCUCCUAAGGUUUGGACGGAUGAAUUUAUGCAAUCACAAACUAGUGUGUAUCUGGACCAAAAAUACUUGGAGCAAGCUGCAAAGCUGAAGGAAAGUGUGAGGGCAAUGUUGGAAACUAGUGCGACGAAGCCAUUGGAGCAACUGGAGCUUAUUGAUGCCCUUCAAAGACUUGGGCUGUCGCGUCAUUUUACUCAUGAAAUAAACAACAUCCUGGCAAGCAUGCACGUACAUAUUGAUAAGCACCAAAACAAUGGCAGUAGUUUGUACGAAACAGCUUUACUGUUUCGGUUGUUGAGACAAGAAGGCUUCCAAAUUGCCCAAGAAAUCUUCAAGAGUUUCAUGACUGAGGAAGGAAGUUUUGAUGUGAAGCUUUGUGGGGAUAUUAAAGGAGUGUUAAGUUUGUACGAAGCCAAAAAAAUGGAAAGCAUCAAUGUUCCUGACUCUGGACCUCAACCCUCAACUCAAGAGGGACAUGGAGGACAAGCCCAAGGCACUGAGAAUCCUGCUCAGUAG